Austrofundulus limnaeus is the source of this 2923-nucleotide messenger RNA. It is a transcript of the gene hcn3, whose product is annotated as hyperpolarization activated cyclic nucleotide-gated potassium channel 3. Gene Ontology annotation, biological process: potassium ion transmembrane transport; regulation of membrane depolarization; sodium ion transmembrane transport. Gene Ontology annotation, molecular function: voltage-gated potassium channel activity. Lineage: Eukaryota; Metazoa; Chordata; Actinopteri; Cyprinodontiformes; Rivulidae. The transcript has 7 exons. Bases 429 to 2294 code for a protein of 621 amino acids. Gene Ontology annotation, cellular component: membrane; axon; dendrite. The record is from RefSeq and is a predicted model, not a curated record.
AAGGCCACUGAGUCCCCUGUGUCAAUUUGCAUCCGUCCUCUCCUGGUCAGACGGGAGGAGGACACAUCAGCUCCUGAAGUUUCUGCUUCUGCAGGUUUUUUGUUUUGUUUUGUUUUGUUUUAGCAGUCUGAAUGGGACUCAUUCUGGAUAAGAACUCUUAUGGGAUAAAUAUUCUUUAAAAAGAACAUUUUAUCUUUUUUUAACUGCAUUAUGUUUGGGACACUUAGUGGUAAAUUAGAAUAAUACAUUUGCUAUUUGAUAUGUUUUUAUUUGGUCAUGGAAGAUUUUUUUAUUUUUAUUAUUAGUUUAGAGUUAGAUAUCAAAUAAGAAAUGGAAUUUUUACCAAACUUUACUGCAAUUUGAACUUUACCCAGAGUCAUCAACACAGGUAAAUCCACUCUACUUUGUUCAGUUUUGAUGGUUUUAAAAUGACCAGCCCCACCAGGAGUGUAGAUGACCAGAAGGUCAUCGGGGAAAGCCCAGUACACAAGCCGGAGACCCCCAGGUACCGCAGCUGGAGCAGCCUCCACUUCUCCAGAUGGAGGUGCGGCUCCCAGAGGGCCACCCCUCCAGGCACCCCCUCCCCAAAAACAGAGAAGAGGAGCGACGUGACCAGGACCUUGUUCUCCCUGGUCAAGACGCACAACGACGACUACGUCGCCGACCCCGAUGGCACCCUGGACCCCACYGGCGUGGGCGAGGGGGGCUACGAUGACCUCCUCCAGGACCAGUCCACCUACUUCCAGAAGCAGUUUGGCUCCAUGCUGCAGCCGGGGGUCAACAAGUUCUCCCUGCGCAUGUUUGGAAGCCACAAGGGGGUCGCUGCAGAACAGGAAAGGGUCAAGAGCUUUGGAGUGUGGAUCAUCCACCCCUACAGUGACUUCAGGUUUUACUGGGACAUAGUGAUGCUCCUGUUGAUGAUGAGCAACCUGGUCAUUCUGCCCUGGGGAAUCACCUUCUUUGAAGAUCAGAACACGUUGCCCUGGAUCGUCUUCAACGUCAUGUCUGACACCAUCUUCCUCAUGGAUUUGUUUUUCAACUUCCGCACUGGUAUCUUGGGAGAGGACAGCCACAUUAUUCUGGACCCCAAAGAGAUCCGUGUCCAUUACCUCCGCACCUGGUUCCUUGUGGAUUUCAUCUCCUCUAUCCCUGUGGACUACAUCUUUCUCAUUGUCGACAUGGAGUCCCGGCACGAGUCAUCCGACGUGUACCGUACAGCUCGUGCCCUCCGGAUCGUGCGUUUCACUAAGAUCCUCAGUCUGCUGCGGCUUCUGCGGCUUUCCCGUCUCAUCCGGUACAUUCACCAGUGGGAAGAGAUUUUCCACAUGACCUAUGACCUGGCCAGUGCUGUGGUGCGUAUAGUCAACCUGAUUGGAAUGAUGCUCCUGCUGUGCCACUGGGAUGGUUGUCUCACCUUCAUGGUUCCCAUGCUGCAGGACUUUCCUCCAGACUGCUGGGUCUCUAAAAACAACAUGGUGAACGCCACCUGGCACAUCCAGUACUCUUACGCCCUGUUCAUGGCCAUGAGUCACAUGUUGUGCAUAGGAUACGGCGCUCAUCCUCCAGAGGGCAUGAGUGACGUUUGGCUUACCAUGGUCAGCAUGGUUGUUGGAGCCACCUGCUACGCCAUGUUCUUGGGUCACGCAACUAACCUGGUCCAAUCCCUGGACGCAUCCCAUCGCCAGUAUCAAGAGAAGUAUAAGCAAGUGGAGCAGUACAUGUCGUUCCAUAAACUUCCUGCGGACGUACGACAGAGGAUUCACGAUUAUUACGAGCACCGAUUCCAAGGCAAGAUGUUCGAUGAGGACAGCAUACUUGGAGAACUCAGCGAUCCGCUCAAGGAGGAGAUUGUCAGCUAUAACUGUCGAGGACUCGUGGCCAACAUGCCGCUCUUCGCCAACACCGACCCUCAUUUUGUGACCGUGAUCCUGACCAAGCUUCGUUUUGAAGUCUUCCAGCCGGGAGACUUCAUCAUUCGAGAAGGAACGCUGGGUCGGAAAAUGUACUUCAUCCAACACGGCACUGUCACAGUCAUCCCACGUGGCAGUAAGGAGAUUAAACUCAGCGAUGGAGCGUAUUUUGGAGAGAUCUGCCUGUUAACUCAGGGACGACGGACGGCCAGCGUGAGGGCCGACACCUACUGCCGYCUCUACUCCCUGAGCGUGGACGAUUUCAACGAGGUCUUGGAGGAGCAUCCUCUGAUGAGGAGGGCGUUCGAAAGCGUGGCUGUGGAACGGCUCGAUCGAGUUUCACGAAGACCCAGUUAUCAGCCUCCGACCACUGAGUCAGAGUGACAUCUCCAACAGAAAGAGACAGAAUUUUUUAAAAACUGAAUUCCACUUUAUUAAAUGUAAACUUGAAUAAUUAUUCAAGUAUAUAAGAUUUUACACCUUCAGCUAAAUAAAUCUAUAUUUGUCUAUUUGUCAUUUGUUUGUGAUAGAUUCACUGUAAUUCCCAAACUGAACAGACUUUUGACAAGCUUUUCGCUUGUGUUUCUUGCGCAAAUUCCAUUUUUAGUUAUGCAGGUAUUAAAGCUCAGUCACUCAUAAAAACAUAUUUAAUGUAUGAUCACUARGGACAAUUAGUUUUAAUUAUACAUGUUUUUUCCAACUUGCACAAGGGAGUUUUAUUUAUUUUUAUUUUUUGUCUUUAUUUUGAGUCGGAUCCUGUCAUGUCAMUAAAAAUUAUUUUGAUUAGAUUAACAAUAUUUUAGAAGAUUUAUAUAGUUUUWUUCUCUCCUUUUUUGAGCURUUUGCACACACAACAGUAUUGUACAUCCUGUAAAAGUGUUUAGUUGGAACCAAAAUGCCUAUUUUCUGCCUGUUUAUUUUGACUUUCCAACAAAUAAUGUUCAUACUGAUCGUACAUUGUAAAUAUUAAUAUUUUUUGCUCCUGAAGCAUUAGUAUAAAAAAUUUUUUCCUA